This is a messenger RNA of Ilex paraguariensis (yerba mate), 957 nucleotides long. Lineage: Eukaryota; Viridiplantae; Streptophyta; Magnoliopsida; Aquifoliales; Aquifoliaceae. The record is from the annotation of a GenBank genome assembly.
AUGGGUUCUGAUCCUUCGUCUCAAAUUCCAGUCAUCAACUUCUCGCUGGUAUCGCCGGAGUUGGACAGAGGAACAAAAGAGUGGCACCUCCUGUGCGAGAAGGUCCGAGAGGCUUGUGAAAGCUAUGGUUAUUUCGAGGUGGUGUAUGAUAAAAUUUCUUCAGUGUUACAAGCAGAGACAUUUUCGGAUUUGAAGGAACUUUUUGGUCUUCCUUUGGAGACAAAGAAGAAGAAUGUGAAUCCAAACCCUUUCUAUGCCUAUGCUGGGCAGUAUGCCACGGCAUCCUUGUAUGAGAGCCUUGGAAUUGAGGAUGCCUCCGACCCCGACUCGGUUCGGAGAUUUGAAGAACUAAUGUGGCCUCAAGGCAAUGAUUUUUUUAGCAAAACAAUCAGCUCCAUAACUCAGCAGAUGGAUGAGUUAAAUCGUACGACCAGGACGUUGAUUCUCGAUGCUUAUGGCCUGGGAGAGACCUUGAACUCCAUCAUGCCUUGUACAACCUUACUGCGCCUUACGAAAUACAAAGCCUCACCAAAUGGGGAGUACAUGGAGGGGAUCACUGCUCAUACGGAUAAACUUCUGUCAGCACUUCUGUGUGCAAACCAAGUUUUUGGGCUCGAAGUUGAAGCCAAGGAUGGGCAGUGGAUUAAACUUUUUCCAUCUCCCAAUUCCUUCAUCUAUAUGGUUGGUGAUCCUCUCAUGGCAUGGAGUAAUGGGAGAAUGCAUGCAGCUAAUCACAGGGUGAUGAUGGAAGGAUAUGAAGAUAGGUAUUCACUAGGGGCAUUUCCAGCUCCAAUGGAGGGAACAACCAUCAAGCCAAUAAAAGAGCUAGUGGAUGAAGAGCACCCCCAAAUUCUGGAAGAGUUUGAUUACAUGGAAUUCAUCAGAUUUUCUUUAUCAAAAGAGAGUUUGACCAUGGAUUCAGCAAGGCAGGCGUUUGCAUUUCCUGGAAACUAUUGA